AUGUUCGCGAUUCUCCGGGGCAGACGACUAAGGUUCCUACCGGAGCUCUCCAUUUUGGCCGCCCGUCAAUUGUGGACUUCUGAAAAUGCCUUCUUUUUCAGGGCGUUCACCUCCGGGAAACCACCGCCAAGUGUUCGCGAAAAUGACCCUGAGCAAUCGUUCGCCUUCUCCUACCUCGUCAGCUCAUGCGGAUUGGCUCCAGACGUCGCCGCCCGCGCCUCCAGUAAACUCCAUCUUAAAUCGCCUGAAAAUCCUGACGCCGUCUUGAAUCUCCUCAGAGAGUACGGAUUCACGGCCGCUGACAUCUCUGUGAUGGUCACCCGCUGGCCAAACGUUCUCUGUUCCUGCCCAGACAAAACCCUUUUGCCCAAGCUCGAAUUUUUCACCUCCAUUGGCGUCCUCCCCAUACUGGCCGGGAAGCUGUCCCGAAUCCCUAACGCCUUAUGGUACAGCCUGAAGAACUCAAUCAUUCCCUCAUAUGCUUUACUGAAAAACCUGCUCGGGUCGGAUAAGCUGGUAGUGCAAGUCUUUAAACGGGAUCCCCUGAUCUUCGGCUGGUGUAUAGCCGGCAACUUCUCCUCCAACCUCUCAAUUCUUGCAGCCUGUGGGGUCCCCUCAUCGUCUCUCAUCUCGCUGGUCACGACCCAGCCACGCAUGCUUAGGGUUUCUCCAGAGAAGCUAUCCUCGCAGGUGGAUCGAGCAAUAGAAAUGGGGUUUCUCGUGUCCAAAGAUGCAUUUUUGAAGGCCAUUCGGGUUUUGGUGGGUUUUGAGGAGUCGACCCUUAAGCGCAAGAUGGAGGUUUAUAGGCAGUGCGGCUGGUCUGAAUCAGACAUCAGAACGGCCUUUCUGAGUCAGGCGCUCUGUAUGGGCUUGUCUGAGAAGAAGAUAUUGAAGAGUAUGGCUUUUCUCGUUGAUAAAUUCGGGUGUGCACCAGGUGACGUGCCUCGGUGCCCUAUGCUUCUUGGGUACAGCGUUGAAAAGAGAAUGAAGCCAAGGUGGGCAGUUGCUACGGUUUUGAGUGAGAAGGGGCUGAAGAAUGCUUCUGUCACGUCCUUGCUGACAGUGUCCGAGAAGAUUUUCUUGAAGACCUAUGUCGAGAAGUACAAGAAGCAUAUUCCCGAACUUUUGGACAUUUAUCGAGAUUCAUCCGAAGGCCAGACUCAAUCUGGUUGUGGGGUCCCCAACAGUCAACCCAACCCGGCGCAGACAAAAAAAAAAGUUGAAAAUCCAGUCACGUCUUCCGGCCUGGACACGACGGGUGAAAACAAAUUAAGACCCGAAACCGACUCGUUUGUAGCGCAGGGCUGGUUCAAUAGCCCGUACAUACGGACAUGUUCCGGGCCGACGCUAACAAUGUCUUACUAUUAG
This is a messenger RNA of Striga hermonthica, 1368 nucleotides long. The record is from the annotation of a GenBank genome assembly. NCBI's taxonomy places the organism in Eukaryota, Viridiplantae, Streptophyta, Magnoliopsida, Lamiales, Orobanchaceae.